UUUAGGUUAACUAGACAAUCGAGAGUUGCGUCAAAUGUAACGUAAGCAAUGUAUUGAUUUUCGUAUUUUCGCGGAAAAUGUUUGGCCUAAUCGAUUAUAUUAAAAACAAACAUAGGGUAGUCCUAGAAUUAAAUUAGGAAAUGAUUAGCUACGGUUAGACAGCAUCAAUAUUAACAAUUAAUCAUUUUUUAUUCAAAGUGAUUGUAUUUAAAAUAUAAACAAAAUGUCUCAUAUUUUUAAGUUAAUAUUUACAAUUGCUCUUAUAGAGCAAUAUUUUAUUUGUCAUACUAAUGCUCUACAGCAAAAUAGGACCUUCCACCAUGUACGUCGAUCAAGUAUGGACGAUAGUUUCUUCAAGAACCAGAAACCACCGUCUUACCGAUCGUUCCAGCCAGUCUCAAUUAAAUAUCGAAAAUCAUAUCCAAGGGAAGAUCGCACGGACUACGACAUUACCUCUUACGACUCCGAAUAUGGUGGAGUUGUAUCUAACUUUACGUCUUCCAUUUACGACGACAAUCCUCCGUUAUAUCCAAAUCCAGAAAUUUUAUCCAGAAGCAAUCAAGGCAAAUCGGUGGACACCCGAGCAAUGGACUCGGAGGUGGACUUACCAGAUGACUCCCUGGCCGAUGCGGAUCUUAAGGAGCAUAAUAUCAUAGACAGUGUUACAUACCUGUACGGCUUUAACAACUGUCAUGGCGUGAGAAACGAAUGGAAAAUACUGAUAUUCAUCACUAGUGGUAUCGCUGUUCUGAUGUUAGCUGCCACUGUGAUGUGGCUGCUAUGGAGUGAAUACGCAGCUGAAUUUAGAAAGAGCAGCAAGCUAUACCCGAUCAACAUUAAUCUGUGCUGCUGUCUAGCUGCUUGUACGCUUAUCUAUAUACAGGCAGUCAUGGGCGUCUCAUCCCCAUCUCAAUGUGAGCGCAUCGCCCUCCUCCUCCACUACACGCACGUGUCUUGCGCGAUGUGGAUCGUGGCACUUGCUGCAGCCGUGGCCGAGUACUGCGUCUGCGACACACUGCUGCCGCUUAAAUACAUUUAUUUGCUGGCGUAUGGAGUCCCAGCUAUUGUAGUUAUGUUCAACUACGCUCUGUCGAUGGAACACUACGAAAUAAAGCACUAUUGUUGGAUGUCGAUAGAAAAGGGGAUGGUCAUGGGAUUCAUGGUUCCAGCUAUGAUUCUGAUCCUGAUCAACACUGGAAUAAUUAUAAUCGGAUUGCAAAGCGUCAAUAGAAAACAAGCCGAAAUGUUAACAGCCAAGAUCCAGGAAUUAGUAGACCAUCACCUAGCGAACUGGCCCAAGAACGAGCAAAGAAACAGUACCGGAAGUAUUGAUACUUUGGAUAACAUAUACAGUCCUAGCAGUAGCAGGAAGAACACGGACACUUCAGAUAAAGAUUAUAAUAUGAGUGAAGAUGAUUGCCAAUAUAAUGUUAAUCUGGGGAAUUCUAACGGAGAGUUAGAUUUAGACGGUGAGAAUCAGCCUCCAUACAUAAAAGCCUUACAAGACAAAGGGCUUCUAAAUAUACUGUACAGCAUGGACAACCUGUCUUUAAAAUGGAGCUGGAAUACGGAAGGGAACGAGCUCAAGUCUUACCUGAACUUGUGCUUGGUUUUGGAGCCAUUUUUCGCUAUUAACUGGGUGAUGGGUGUUGUCGCCAUUGAAAAUGCUGGUCACUGGUCUACGCCGACUAUUUAUUUGAUACUCGUUGUCGCUAUGUAUGUGUAUCUCUCGGCUACCUUGUGCACCACUCUACCCAUAGUUCGCAACAAAACGACGACACCUUGUUGCGAGGAAGUAAUUACUGAACCAACAUUAACUAGAACCAGGACAACUGACAGCAUUCCUUUACUGGAUCCAGCGAUACAACAGCCCGUGGUGACUCCGGCACCUGCAGAUACUAUAAGCACUAUCAGCAUAUAAAGCAACCUUUAUGUCAAGGUACUAGGGUUCAAAUUGAGGACUGCAAAGUCGGUUCGAGCUAUUUAAAAUCGCUUUCGGAUUAAAUUCGAUGAUUUGAGGAGGAAUUGCAAAUAUUUCUAACAUUUAGUUAAUCAAUUUAUUGAUAAAAAGGAUUUGCAAUCGCCUGAAGGCCAAAUGCUUGCCACGAAGGCGAAAAAUUAAACACGGUUGAUGAAGUUUGAUCUCAUAGAAUUUAAGAAAAAUAAUGCUAUCGUAUUAGUUUAAGUGCAAUAUGAACAUAACAUAUAUACACAGUACCAAAGUUUUCGGAACUUGAAGGCCGUAAAUAUCGUUAAUAUUAAAUUAAGGAAUUUUAAAUCAGCUUUACAGAUUUUUAUAGUGUUUUUGGUGUAACCAUUUAAAAGAUUUUAUGUGAUGGGUUGUGUAUUAUGUGUAUGAUUGUUUUUAAAGCAAAAAAGCUGUUUUAUAUAGGUACCCAAGUACGUAAUUAAAUUUUAACUGCUAAAGAAAAAUAUCGCAAUGGAAAAAACGUUAUUAUUGACCAUCAAUGUUGACUUGGUUUUUG
Messenger RNA from Cydia pomonella (codling moth), 2486 nucleotides. RefSeq lists its product as uncharacterized. The coding region runs from base 224 to 1921 and encodes 565 amino acids. Gene Ontology annotation, molecular function: G protein-coupled receptor activity. NCBI's taxonomy places the organism in Eukaryota, Metazoa, Arthropoda, Insecta, Lepidoptera, Tortricidae. The transcript is spliced from 9 exons. The record is from RefSeq and is a predicted model, not a curated record. Gene Ontology annotation, cellular component: membrane. Gene Ontology annotation, biological process: cell surface receptor signaling pathway; adenylate cyclase-activating G protein-coupled receptor signaling pathway.